Messenger RNA from Penicillium brasilianum, 1296 nucleotides. The record is from the annotation of a GenBank genome assembly. NCBI's taxonomy places the organism in Eukaryota, Fungi, Ascomycota, Eurotiomycetes, Eurotiales, Aspergillaceae.
AUGACCACAUUAACAACAAUGAAGCAAGGUAUCAUACAAUUCACCGUCGCUACUGCGCUCCUCGUCGCCAAUGUGCAAUCGCAACCGUUUUCAUCCCAAAUACCCCUCGUGCCAGCUCAGAAGCCAUGGUCACAGUGGAUGGCUGACAGCAUCAUCAGUCGCGGUGAUGCUCUGAGGGUUAAGCCUAACACCAUGACCUCUACCGUAUUCAAACACGGCAUGUUUCAAUUGGCAUUGGAGCGACUGACGCAGCAAGUUCCCAACGAGCACUCGAAAGCUCUCUACUUCGAUUAUCUUCAGCGGAGCGUCGAGGCGGAACUGGGCGCAGACGGUCUUAGGUACUACAACGUGGAGCAUACGCACAUUAUCGAUGACUUGCUUCUAGGGCAUGGAUUGCUCUACUUGCACGAAGAGCUCGGCGAUGAAAAGUACUUGAGAGCCGCGAAGCAGUUGCGCCAAAGCCUGGACACGCAGCCACGCACUGCGGAGGGUAUGUACUGGUACCGAGCAGACACUUCCACCCCGGACCUCGAGUAUCCCAACACCCCCGACCAGGCUUUUGUGGAGCAGAUAUACAUGUUCGCUCCAUUCCUGACUCGCUAUACGAAUUUGGUGGACAUUGGCAACGCAACCGCCGCUUACGAUGACGUUCUUCGUCAAUUCGAGCUCUUCUCAAACCAUUGCGAGCAUCAAGACACCCACCUAUGGGCGCAGGGCUAUGAUGACACCAAGCAAAAACGUUGGGCCGAUCCAGUAACCGGUGCGACUCCUGAAAUUUGGGGUCGUGCAAAUGGAUGGAUGACCAUGGCAUUGGUAGACACACUGGAGCUUCUACCCAUUUCACACCGAUCAGAUCUGUGGAUACGCCUGCACACUUUGUAUGUUGAUUUAGCCAAGGCUGCAGCUAAGGCCAUUGACCCCGAUACUGGAGCGUGGUGGCAGGUCAUGUCGUGGCCGGGACGCGAAGGCAACUUCAUCGAAAGCAGUGCUUCAGGAAUGUUCGUCUACUCCCUGUAUAAGGGUCUGCGUCUGGGGUACAUUGAGGAUGCAGAAGACCGAGCAGCAAUUCAACGUUCCGCGGGCAAGGGUUUCCAGGGGCUGAUUGAUCAGUUUGUGGUGUAUGAACCACAUGGCACAUUGGGUUUCAACGGCACAGUGCAGGUUCGUGGGCUUGGUGGCAACUUCUCCUACGAGUUCUACAUCGAUGGCACAAUCGCCUACAAUGAUCUAGAAGGUGCAACCGCCUUCCUCUUCGCCGCGAUCGAGCACGAAUUGGCUGAAGGCAAGGGUUUGUAA